Messenger RNA from Heterocephalus glaber (naked mole-rat), 2162 nucleotides. It is a transcript of the gene Ngf, whose product is annotated as nerve growth factor. Gene Ontology annotation, cellular component: synaptic vesicle; dendrite; axon. NCBI's taxonomy places the organism in Eukaryota, Metazoa, Chordata, Mammalia, Rodentia, Bathyergidae. The record is from RefSeq and is a predicted model, not a curated record. Gene Ontology annotation, molecular function: growth factor activity; nerve growth factor receptor binding. Gene Ontology annotation, biological process: negative regulation of neuron apoptotic process; nerve development; neuron projection morphogenesis.
CCUGUUUUCUUGGAUGCAGGGUGAUUGAGCUGCAGCAAUUUUUGCAGUGAAACUGAAGUCCAGCUGCUCAAACAGAAUGGCCUCAUCUCAUGGACACUUUAACGAAGUUCUGGCCUGUGGUCGUGCAGUGCAGGGGGCUGGAUGGCAUGCUGGACCCAAGCUCAGCUCAGUGUCUGGGCCCAAUAACAGCAUUGCCAAGGGAACAGCUUUCUAUCCUGGCCACACUGAGGUGCACAGCGUAAUGUCCAUGUUGUUCUACACUCUGAUCACAGUGUUUCUGAUCGGCAUCCAGGCAGAACCCUACUCAGACAGCCAUGUCCCAUCAGGAGACACCGCCCCCCAAGCCCAUUGGACCAAACUCCAGCACUCCCUUGACACCGCCCUCCGAAGAGCCCGCAGCGCCCCUGCGGCACCGAUAGCUGCCCGGGUGGCAGGGCAGACCCGCAACAUCACUGUGGACCCCAGACUGUUUAAGAAACGGCGACUGCACUCGCCCCGCGUGCUCUUCAGCACCCAGCCCCCGCCCCUGGCUGCAGACACUCAGGAUCUGGACUUGGAGUUGGCUGGUGCGGCGUCCGGCAACAGGACUCACAGGAGCAAGCGGUCCCCCACCCACCCGGUCUUCCACAUGGGGGAGUUCUCGGUGUGCGACAGCGUCAGCGUGUGGGUUGGGGAUAAGACUGUAGCCACGGACAUCAAGGGCAAGGAGGUGACAGUGUUGGCAGAGGUAAACAUUAACAACAAUGUGUUCAAACAGUACUUUUUUGAGACCAAGUGCCGGGAUCCCAGUCCCGUGGACAGCGGGUGCCGGGGCAUUGACUCCAAGCACUGGAACUCAUACUGUACCACGACCCACACCUUCGUCAAGGCGUUGACCACGGAUGACAAGCAGGCUGCCUGGCGCUUCAUCCGGAUAGACACAGCCUGCGUGUGCGUGCUCAGCAGGAAGGCAUCCAGAAGAGGCUGAUCCUCCUGCAGCCCCAUUCCCCACCCCCUCCACACUCCUGGGCCCCUCCCUACCUCAACCUGUAAAUUAUUUUAAAUUAUAAGGACUGCAUGGUAAUUUAUAGUUUAUACAGUUUUAAAAAAUCAUUAUUUAUUAAAUUUUUGAAGCAUCCCAUGUGCUGGCACUGGAGUCCUUUUCUCAGGAUUGUUUGCAAGCUUUGGCAACAUGCAGGCUGAAUUGUCCCCUGCAAUGCCUAGUCCUUCCUGAGGCCCAGCUGUAAAUACAGGCCACUCUCUCACCCCAGCCAUAGCACAAAGACUUCAGGGAAGGGAGGUUAAGUGGUUGCAGAUAUUAGCCUAAGUGGAGCAUGAUUAGGAAGGGGUAUCUGAGGACUGUAACUUUGUUCUACAUUCCAGAGCCAAAUCUACCUAAUCCUUGGAUUACCUACCCCACAGCCCAGAUUGGAGCUUUGAUUGCUUCACUUGGGGAAGUUGGUGGCCUCUCAUCAGAAGAAAGAUCACCGUUGCCCCCGACCUCAGAGAGGCCCCAACGGGAUCCGGGGGAGACUCACUGUGUAGAAAGGAGGAGGCCUGCACCAAAGCCCUGGGAAGCUGCUUGUUUUUAGGGGGAGAUCUGCUGUCUGGAAGAGUCGUAACAAAAUAAUCUCACAAGGCCUGUCACGGUAGAUCUGAUUUCAUGUUACGAUUGCCUCAGUGCUGAUGGCUGCUCCUCCGCUUAUCCCUGGUGGCUUUCUGCCGAAAGACUUCAUUACCCCGGGAAAACAUUAGGGCCUCCGACACUCUUGCCACCCACGAGCAGCCCCACCAGCAACUUCCACUGGCCCCACCAUCAGCUCACAACCAGAGAAGCCAGGGACUGUGCUUUUGAAAGCAUUUUUAUUCUUAAUGGGAUGAUUUCCAUAGGUGGCCGAAGGUGGCUGGGGCCAUGAGAGUGGUGACGAGGAUGGAAGGAGGACGGAACUAAAUGGAGUGCGCACCAGCAGCAAGUCCAGGAAGCUGCAGGCCAGACAGGAGCUAAGCCAGGAGGCAACAAUGGCUCUGUGCUCCUCCUAAUAGCCAAAGGAAACAGGGGAGGCAGCAAGAAGGGCCAGACAGGUUAUGAGCAAGGGGGAGGAAGAACAGAGCAGCAGAGGGGAGGCAUCCUCUCAUCUUUACCCAACCCUCCAGGAAGUCCAACACCCUUUGGAUUAGUAGCU